AUGCGAGGACAAUUGGGUCAGAUCCUAGCUGAAGAAGAGAAACCGGAAUCUAAGGAACGGGAAGCUCUCCUUGAAAAGGCGAGGGAAGCUUUCAAAGAAGGACUUCAGCAGAAAGAAGUGUUGAGCCAAUGUGUUGCAGCUGAACCGCGCUAUGGGGAGGCAUGGUGUCGAGUGAGCAAGGAUGUUCGCAAUUGGAGACUGCGCUCUGCUGACCUACUACCGAUGGUGGCCGAUUCUCUUCCUAUUCCAUCCUAA
Rodentolepis nana is the source of this 255-nucleotide messenger RNA. The record is from the annotation of a GenBank genome assembly. NCBI's taxonomy places the organism in Eukaryota, Metazoa, Platyhelminthes, Cestoda, Cyclophyllidea, Hymenolepididae.